AUGGGUGCCCCCGGGUCGGCGUCCCCCGCCCCAUCCCACUUAACCGGAUCGCAACAUACGAGGGGAAAUAGUGCUAGUACAGACACGGCGUCGUUCGAUCACAAGUUCGGCUCUGACGGUAAAGACGACCAUGCCGAGGUCCGACGCUCUAUGUACGGUCACAAUAAUGGAAGCGCAUUACAACGUCGGUCAUUUGCGCAAUCGUUUCAACAAGGUAUACGUCGUUAUCCGACAAGGAAAAUUAAGCUUGUACAGGGUUUCGUCUUGAGUGCCGAUUAUCCAGUCCCAAGCGCAAUCCAAAAUGCGAUGCAGAAAGAAUAUCGCGAGUCAGAGGAAUUUGUUGAAGAAGUUUCUCAUCUACGAUACACGGCGGCGACAUGCGAUCCGGAUGAAUUUGUUAUGCGAAACGGCUACAAUCUUCGCCCUGCUAUGUACAGUCGACACACAGAACUGUUGAUCGCAAUCACCUGUAAAAGCGAAAACAAAGUUCUCACAGCCGGGACACUUCAUGGAGUCAUGCAAAAUAUCCGCGAUAUCACGAAUCUAAGGAAGUCUGAGUUCUGGAAUAAAGGUGGACCAGCCUGGCAGAAGAUCGUCUGCACUGUGAUUUUCGACGGCAUCGAUGCUUGCGACAAGAACACUCUCGACGUAUUAGCGACAAUUGGUGUGUUCCAAGAGGGUAUUAUGAAGAAGUCUGUGGAUGGCAGAGAGACCGUGGCGCAUAUUUUCGAAUACACGACACAACUUUCUGUUACCGCCGACCAACAAUUAGUUCGACCACAAGGAGACGAGUCGACUAAUUUGCCACCUGUGCAGAUGAUACUGUGUAUGAAACAAAACACAAGCAACAAAAUCAACUCACAUCGCUGGAUCUUCAACGGUUUCUGUCGCAUGUUGAACCCCGAAGUCGUGGUUCUUCUAGAUGCGGGGACAAAGCCCUCGAAAAGGGCUCUGCUUGGUCUAUGGGAGGCGUUCUAUAACAAUGAAAACCUCGGUGGUUCUUGUGGAGAGACGCAUGCCAUGCGCGAUACAAGAUCAUUGAUCAAUCCUUUUAUCGCGGUUCAGAACUUCGAAUACAUGAAAUCGAAUAUUCUCGACAAGCCCUUGGAAAGUGUAUUCGGACACGUUUAUCUCGGUGCAUUCUCAGCUUACCGAUAUCGAGCUAUUAUGGGUCGUCCAUUGGAACAAUAUUUCCAUGGUGAUAUGACUCUAUCCAAGAAGCUGGGCAAAAAGGGUAUCCAAGGAAUGAGCAUUUUUAAGAAAAACAUGUUCUUAGCCGGUGAUCGGAUCUUAUCAUUUGAAUUGGUUGCAAAAGCCGGUUCGAAAUGGCAUCUUUCAUUUGUCAAGGCUGCGAAGAGCGAAGCCCAGGUUCCUAAGGAUUUCACAGAAUUCAUCAAUCAACGAAGACAAUGGCUGAAUGGCUCAUUCGCAGCAAACCUUUAUGCCUUGAUUCACUUUGACCGUAUUUUCCGAAGCGGGCACAACGUUUUCCGCUUGAUGCUUUUCUAUUUUCAGCUGUUGUAUAACUUCUCUGGUCUGAUCUUGACCUGGUUUUCCCUCGCAUCAUUUUGGUUGAUUACCGCUGGAAUAAUGGAUCUUGUGGGUACACCAGGCUCGCAUAAUAACUAUUUGGCCUGGCCAUUUGGUAAUGAAGCUUCGCCGAUCGUGCACACUUUCCUCAAAUAUGGCUAUGUGGUGUUUCUGGGUCUUCAAUUCAUUCUAUCUCUUGGAAAUCGACCUAAAGGCUCACGACUUCUCUAUCUCCUCACAUUCCUAUACUUCUCUAUGGUCCAGCUCUAUGUCACGGUUUUGGCUUUCUACCUGGUAGGAAACAAUACGAGCAGCAACAGCUUCACCGUGGACCUAGAUGAAGAUGCCAUACAAUCCGAGACCUGGAACGCGUCGGCAUCAAACAUGGUGCUGAUCUCCGUGGUCUGUACAUAUGGUGUUCACCUUGCGGCCAGUAUCCUCUACAUGGAUCCAUGGCACACAAUUACAUCUUCUUGGGCCUACUAUGCGACUACAACAUGCUCUUCGAACAUCAUGAUGGUAUACGGCUUCUGCAACUGGCACGAUGUCUCACUUGGAACACCAGUGGCGGAUAAAGCCGAAUCUUUGCCCGAAGCCCAGACCAAAAAGGAUGGCAAGUCCAAAGUCAUCGAGGAAUUGGACAGGCCGCAAGUUGACAUUGAUACUCUCUUUGAGACUACGGUCAAGCGAGCUCUUGCACCAUUUGAGCCCCCGCCCGAGGAGAACGAGAAGAGUAUGGAUGAUUCAUAUAAGGCAUUCCGUACUACUCUGGUAGUGUUAUGGGUAUUUAGCAAUCUCAUCUUGGUCCUCCUCAUGAACAGCGUCGGUAUAGAGCGAUUCUGUCUCACAAAUGGACCCAGCACGCGUGUUUGGAGCUAUGUUAUGGCCGUGAUGUGGGGAACUGUUGGGAUCUCACUCUUUCGUUUCGCAGGCUCUAUCUGGUUUCUCGUCACAUCGGGGGUGUUUAAAUGCUUUUCUCGUCGUUAA
This is a messenger RNA of Penicillium angulare, 2517 nucleotides long. RefSeq names its product Chitin synthase C. Gene Ontology annotation, molecular function: chitin synthase activity. The coding region runs from base 1 to 2517 and encodes 838 amino acids. The transcript has 7 exons. Gene Ontology annotation, cellular component: cell periphery; cell septum. NCBI's taxonomy places the organism in Eukaryota, Fungi, Ascomycota, Eurotiomycetes, Eurotiales, Aspergillaceae. The record is from RefSeq and is a predicted model, not a curated record.